AUGGAACAAUCACUCCAUGAGCUUAAGAACCAGAUGAGGAAAGAAAGGGAAGAGCUAUUACAGAAGUCAGCUGAAUGUGAACACCUGACAGAAAAACUGCAGACAGAGAACAAAAACCUGUUGGCAACAGUGCAGGAUCUGCAGGAAAGUAAUAACUCUCUGAGUGAUCAGUGUGAGACCAUCAGUGCUGAGUUAGUCUUGCUUGAAUCUCAGACAGAGAAAAAACUGGCAGAGAAUGAAAACCUAUGGGCAGAGAUUGAUGCUCUGCAGGGAAAUGAGAAAAUCAUAAAUGAGAAGUACAAAAAUCUCACUGAUAAGGUGGCCCACCUUGAAAAUCUGAGAGAGGGAAAUGAAGGAGAGAUUGAACGUCUGAGAGCAGCAGUGCACGAUCUUCAGUGCCAAGCAGAGGAUACUCAGCAACUUAUCUUGAAUAAAGAUGAGCUAAUAGCAAAGAAAGACCAGGAAAUAGCUUAUAAUCAGCAAGUGAUGGAGAAGUAUUGUAUGGUCACAGACGAUACAAAACCAUCACUUCAUGGUCUUAAAAACCACACAAGGCAGGUGGAGGAUCCAGAGGAGCAGAGAGAUGAAAGCCUACAGGAGACUGCAGCUGCAGCAGUGUGUGACCAAGUAAUGGAGGCUCAACAAAAUGACAGUGAUAAAGUUGAGCUCCUACAAAAGCUGGCUGAACAUGAACAGCUGACAGAGAAACUGCAGACAGAGAACAAAAACCUGUUUGUAACAGUGCAGGAUCUGCAGGAAAGUAAUAACUCUCUGAGUGAUCAGUGUAAAACCAUCAGUGCUGAGUUAGUCCUGCUUGAAUCUCAGACAGAGAAACUGCAGACAGAGAACAAAAACCUGUUGGCAACAGUGCAGGAUCUGCAGGAAAGUAAUAACUCUCUGAGUGAUCAGUGUAAAACCAUCAGUGCUGAGUUCGUCCUGCUUGAAUCACAGACAGAGAAAAAACAGGCAGAGAAUGAAAACCUGCGGGCAGAGAUUGAUGCUCUGCAGGGAAAUGAGAAAAUCAUAAAUGAGAAGAACAAAAAUCUCACUGAUAAGGUGGCCCACCUUGAAAAUCUGAGAGAGGGAAAUGAAGGAGAAAUUGAACAUCUGAGAGCAGCAGUGCACGAUCUUCAGUGCCAAGCAGAAGAUACUCAGCAACUUAUCUUAAAUAAAGAUGAGCUAAUAGCAAAGAAAGACCAGGAAACUGCUAUUAAAGUGCAAGUGAUCAGCGAUAUGGAACAAUCACUCCAUGAGCUUAAGAACCAGAUGAGGAAAGAAAGGGAAGAGCUAUUACAGAAGUCAGCUGAAUGUGAACACCUGACAGAAAAACUGCAGACAGAGAACAAAAACCUGUUGGCAACAGUGCAGGAUCUGCAGGAAAGUAAUAACUCUCUGAGUGAUCAGUGUGAGACCAUCAGUGCUGAGUUCGUCCUGCUUGAAUCUCAGACAGAGAAAAAACUGGCGGAAAAUGAAAACCUGUGGGCACAGAUUGAUGCUCUGCAGGAAAAUGAGAGAGUCAUAAAUGAGAAGAACAAAAACCUCACAGAUGAAGUAGAGAGGAAUCAAAGAGAAAUUGAACAUCUGACGGCAGCAGUGCGUAAUCUUCAGUGCCAAGUAAAAGUGGCUCAGGAAGACCACAGUGAUAAAGAUGAGGUAACACAGAAGCUGAGUCAUGUGGAAUCUCUGCUGGAGGUAAAACAGGCAGAGAUCACAAAGUUAAGGACAGCACUGCAUGAUCUUCAGGAAAAGGAAGAGUUUAUGAAUGAGCAGAAUAACGUAGUUACAGCUGAUCUGGCCCGACUUGAGUCUUUGAGAGAAAAACAGAUUGAGGAGACUAAAAACCUGAAGGAAACUGUGCAAGAUCUUCAGUAUCAAGUAGAGGAUGCUGAGCAGCAAAUCCUGACUAAAGAUGAGCAAAUUACAAAGCUAAACAUGGAAAUUGGUUAUAAACAGGGAACCAUAGAGGAGUAUUGUACACUCACAGCUGAAAUGAGACAAUCAAUCCGUGAUCUUAAGGAUCAGCUGACAAUGAAGCAGGAGGAGGACAUACUGGAUGGCACACAGAAUUUCAGAGAGGAAUCUAGGGCUUGUGCUGAACAUACAGAACAACUGGAAAUAUUUGAGGAGGCCAGAGAUCAGACCCUACAAGAUACUCCUACAGAACCCCAACAGUUGGAGGUUCCUUCUACAGAACCCCAACAGCUGGAGGUUCCUUCUACAGAACCUCAACAGCUGGAGGUUCCUUCUACAGAACCUCAACAGUUGGAGACUUCCUCUGCAGAACCUCAGUGGCGUCGCUGUGCUAAAUGGCUACUGAAAGCAGGUUUGCAUAUAGGCAUUAGCACUGUGGGUAUCCUUAUUCCUGCAGCUAUCCUGACUGCCCAAGCUGUUGUCCCCACAUGCUUCAAAGCCACCACCAUCAUCCCGGUCCCAAAGAAGUCAUCUCCCCGCUGCUUCAGUGACUACCACCCAGUAACACUUACCCCCAUCCUCAUGAAGUGCUUUGAGCGGCUGGUCAUGCAGCAUAUAAAGCCGCAAAGCCCUCUGUAUUGCGGGUGA
Molecule: messenger RNA, 2559 nt
Organism: Lates calcarifer (barramundi perch)
Lineage: Eukaryota; Metazoa; Chordata; Actinopteri; Centropomidae
Product: paramyosin-like
Exons: 2
Coding region: 1-2559 (852 amino acids)
Source: RefSeq, a predicted model, not a curated record